Molecule: messenger RNA, 1289 nt
Organism: Paramecium octaurelia
Lineage: Eukaryota; Ciliophora; Oligohymenophorea; Peniculida; Parameciidae
Source: the annotation of a GenBank genome assembly
AUGGGAGGAAAUUGUUCGAAUUGCAAUUAAUGUUAAAAGGACAGGUUGGAGAUAAUCAACGAAAUCGAAGUGACCAAAAAAUCUGAUAGUUAAAGAAGAGUAUUGUCUUCGGUUUCAUAACAAUCAUAAAAUAGUCAAUUAGAUGUGGUAUUGAAUUUAUCAACUUUAGAAUGAUUUUAAAUAGAUUAAGUGUGCACCUACUGAACAGAAGAAUACUAAGUUUUCAGUGUUUGCUGAGGAUCAGGAAAAAGACAUCAAAGAAGAUAAGAAUUUGAAUCAGAAGGCCGUUGUAAUAUAAAAAAUUUGGAAGGGACACAAAGCCAGGUAGAAUUACUAAGAAGUGAAGAAAUCCCUUUCGGAAAAGAAUUAAAAAGAGGAGGAUAAGAAUCAAGAAUAGCAGUGCGAUUAAGUAACAAUAGCAAGUAAAGACAAAAAAAAGAAUGUUUAAUAUUUCAAUUGUCAGGAGUUUGGAGGUAAUCAAGAUACUCUAACUGUAUAGUCAGCAACUCAACCAAUUAAAAAACACGUGAAAAGCGUCCUUUGUUUGUAUUUAAGAGUGGAGCUACAUAUGAGGGUGAAUGGAUCGGUAACAAAAGAGAUGGAAGAGGAGUCUAAAUAUGGCCAGAUAGUGCUAGAUACGAUGGGGAAUGGGUCGAUAAUAAGGCCUGUGGGAAAGGAUCAUUUUAUCAUGUGGAUGGAGAUGCUUAUAUAGGAGAAUGGGCAGAUGAUAGAGCGAAUGGGUAUGGAAUUUAUAAACAGAAUAAUGGAGCUGUUUAUGAAGGCUAUUGGAAGAAUGAUUUGCAACAUGGGAAGGGAGAGGAGAAAUGUAUGAAGCAAUAUUUAUUUAGGGAUUGAUUAAUCAAGUUAUUAGGGGGAUUAUUUUGAAGGGAAAAAAUAAGGAAAAGGCAAGUACACUUGGCCAGAUGGUAGUUAUUAUGAAGGAGAUUGGGUUGACAAUAGAAUCAAUGGUUACGUAUUAAAAUUAAUUGAUAUCUGUUUAGGGAGAGUACUAUUGGGCAGAUGGAAGAAUCUACAAGGGAUAAUGGAAGGACAAUAAAAUGCAUGGGAUGGGAUACUAUCAAUGGUCAGAUGGGAGAUCCUAUCAAGGUCAAUAUGUGGAUGACAAAAAACAAGGGAGUGGUAAAUAUACUUGGCCAGACGGGAGAUAUUAUGAUGGUGAUUGGCAAGAUGGUAAAUAACAUGGCAGAGGAAAGUACGUGUUACCUGAUGGAAAGAUGAAAAAUGGGAUAUGGGAUUAAGGUAGAAGAGUGAAUUGGUUGGAAGAAUGA